Messenger RNA from Conger conger (European conger), 617 nucleotides. Its product is annotated as cortexin-3. Lineage: Eukaryota; Metazoa; Chordata; Actinopteri; Anguilliformes; Congridae. The record is from RefSeq and is a predicted model, not a curated record. The transcript has a single exon. The coding region runs from base 1 to 237 and encodes 78 amino acids.
AUGGGCGGGGAGUUCCUGAGCAGCACGCUCUCGGCCCCGGGCUCCGCGUCGCCCGCGCCCUCCGCCCUCACGCUGGAGCAGAAGGCGGCCUUCGUCUUCGUCCUGCUCCUCUUCCUCCUGCUGGGCCUGCUCAUCGUGCGCUGCUUCCGGAUCCUUCUGGACCCCUAUCGUAGCAUGCCCUCCUCCACCUGGACCGACUACAUGGAGAAGGACACCUUCGACUACCGCAUCGCGUGAGCCGGGGGGCCUGGGGGCCUGGGCGUAGGCGGCUGCCGCGCCGCCUGAAGGACCCUUCAUGUUAACCACGUAGGUGGCUAUCGCUCUGCCUGAAGGACCAUUCAUGUUAACCACGUAGGUGGCUAUCGCUCUGCCUGAAGGGCCCUUCAUGUUAACCACGUAGGUGGCUAUCGCUCUGCCUGAAGGACCCUUCAUGUUAACCACGUAGGUGGCUAUCGCUCUGCCUGAAGGGGGAUGGGCGAUGUUGCCUGAAGGACCCCUUAGGCAGGCGAAGCAGGUGGCUACUACACUGCCUGGUCGGAGGGAACUGGUGGCGAGUGGGUUGUGGGUUAAAUGUUGUUCCGGUGAAUUCUGUAACCGCAGCACUGCCUGAGAGAUGC